Daphnia magna is the source of this 2139-nucleotide messenger RNA. Its product is annotated as lactosylceramide 1,3-N-acetyl-beta-D-glucosaminyltransferase-like. NCBI's taxonomy places the organism in Eukaryota, Metazoa, Arthropoda, Branchiopoda, Diplostraca, Daphniidae. Bases 302 to 1807 code for a protein of 501 amino acids. The transcript has 4 exons. Gene Ontology annotation, cellular component: membrane. Gene Ontology annotation, molecular function: hexosyltransferase activity. The record is from RefSeq and is a predicted model, not a curated record.
GAUGGCGUAGUCUAUUCGUACAUGACCCUGUUCUGUCGGAGCCUUCGGCUUUGGUACUCUUAGUUAGCACCAAGAAAACGCAGCGCACACAAGGACCUGGGCCGAGAAGCAUCGAGAAUAAGACAAAUUUUAUUUUCAGGAGCCGCAUUAUUCACAUUGAAGGCAGUCUAUUUGAUCCAAAAAAAUCCAGUCGUGUUUGAAUUAGACUUUGAAAGGGUGUGAGAAGGGCUCGUUUUGGUUGUCGACAUUAUACGCACUCCAAGGUCCAUUUUGUCAUCAUCAACUCUAAGCUGAAGAGAUAAUGCCGCAUCCUCGUACGUUUCGAUUUUCUACACUCACUCACGGUGUACUUCCAGCCUUAUUCGUGUUCAUGUUCUUUACCGGCGUUACCCUCUUGGCGAGCUUGAUGUCCACAAUGUUUCAAGAUAUCCAAACGAGAAAUGCGUGCGAGCAACAGCGUUCAGAUGAAUUUAAAAAACUCGUUCGAGAGAGAGAAAUGUUACAGUCGAACCUGAAUGGAUGUCGAACCAGUAAGAAAAGCGCAUCACUGCUGAUGGAAACUGCGAAAUACCUGCGAGAAGAAAACAAGAAAUUACUGACCAAGGUGAAAAGGUGCGAAUUGGACAGUGGACAGGACGCCAAACAAGGUGUCGCAUCGCACACGACAUCAUUGGAUGACCAGUCGAACCUUCAUAACAACGAACGAAAAGUGAUUGUAAACGAAGCUUUUUUCCAAUACAUGGCCACUUAUUUGCAAGACACUCCUUACCCAGGAGUAGAGAACUACACCCAGUAUGCGGUGGUUCGAUUGAAUCUGGCGCCAUUGACUAAUGUCGAGCCGCUCAUACCCGAAUUCGGUCCAGUGCUUAACGAUGUUCUUUCUUUCCAAUAUACCACCUCUGUUCCAUCGUGCCCAGCUGCAACGACUUCCGUUGGCAAGCCCACUGUCUUUAUUGCUGUCAUAUCGGCCAUCUUCAAUUUUCACCGGCGAACGACAAUUCGGCGGACGUGGAAGAGUCACGUUCAAGCCGUGCAUCGAAACGGUCCGUUGGCAAUAGCCGGUUUCGCUUUUAUUUUGGGGCUUUCGGAGGAUGACGGGACGCAACGUCAAAUCGAAGAAGAGAGUAAGCUGUACGCGGAUAUCAUCCAAAUUAGGAUGUCGGAUUUUUACAGAAACUUGCCGCUAAAAAUAGCUGGCCUGCUCAACUGGCUGCGCAGUUAUUGUGCUGGCGAAAUUACCUUUCUUCUUAAAGUCGACGACGACGUCUACGUCAAUGUGCAUAAUCUCGUUCAUUUCGUUCGUUCCUAUCGUCAUUCUUACAUGACAGUUUUUGGUUCCGGUUCGCCAAUCAAGGGUUACGCUCAGCGGGAAGACAAAUGGCAAAUCUCGUACGCAGAAUGGCCGUGGAAUGAGUAUCCUCCCUACAUUUUAGGAGCGAUUUCGUUAACAUCUGGAAGCUCAAUCCAUCCGCUAUUGGCUGCCUGUCAAACGACGCCCAUGCUGCCAUUUGAAGAUGUCUAUUUUUUUGGACUGUGCGCGGAGAAAGCUGGCAUCAAGACUCGUUACUCUAUCUACCCAACUGGACCUCUCCGUCAAGACACAAAUCAAAUUCCGACGACGUGUGAGCUGAAAGCCAUGAUUGCUUGGCGUGUCCAUAACGAAGAUGGCACCAAAUGGCGAAGCAUGAUGGAAUCAUCCCACCAGGCAGUCGAUGAUUUCUACACUAAUACGACCCAGUGUGUUAUGAACGGAACAAGAAAACCGGUUGAUCACAUUGAACCGGUGUAUUUUACCUUUACGACUUAGAGCCGGAAAAACGAAAACAAAGAAUAACCUUCAUCAAUUCCGGCUCCAUAAACUGCGCAAUACCCGAUGCAGAUUCACUUUAAUAUUAUUGUGUUAUGUAGAUAGUGUUUUCCUGUCAUUCUUGUCAACUCAUUCGAUUUAGACCGAUGAAAAAGGCCACUUUACUGAACCAAUCAGAAUUUUCACAUUUAGAAUUACAAUUAGGACUCAAGAGCACGUCUAAAUUAUUGAUCUGACAUACAGUAGUAGUAUAUAGGUGACGUAUAAGAAACGGGCUAUUGUCUUGAAUUAAUUUGUUAUUCACAUCCGUACAAUACAAAACGAUCGAUACA